Messenger RNA from Besnoitia besnoiti, 636 nucleotides. Its product is annotated as phosphatidylethanolamine-binding protein. The transcript is spliced from 4 exons. The coding region runs from base 1 to 636 and encodes 211 amino acids. Lineage: Eukaryota; Apicomplexa; Conoidasida; Eucoccidiorida; Sarcocystidae. The record is from RefSeq and is a predicted model, not a curated record.
AUGGAGCGCCUUCGUAGAGAUGGUGGUUGCGCCAAAUUGCUUCUCGGGUUUGUGUUGAUGAGUGCGCCUUUCUUCAUCUACGGUUUUCUUCUUGUUCAACCAGCUGACGCCAUGGAGUGCGAGGAUCUGAAGCGCGCCGGGAUCAUCCCCGACGUCCUUCCCGCCGAGGCCUGCGAGGCUCUUCGUAUUCAGGUCUCGAUCCAGUUCGGUUCCCGGACACCGACCAAAGGUUCCGCCGUGCCCCUCCGCGAAGCGGAGCACUGCCCUUCCAUUCGGCUUUCUCAGGGACCUGCUCCCGGGCAGCAUGCUUUCGUAUUCUUGACCGACCCUGAUGCACCGAGUCGCGGCAAUCCAGUCGCAGGCGAAUGGGCGCACUGGGUGGCAUCGACAGAGAUGUUGCAGAUCGACUCGGGGUCCAAGACUUACCUUGAGUAUGCCCCGCCUAGUCCGCCGAAAGGGAGCGGCCCGCAUCGCUACGUAGCACUCGUCUACGUUGGCUCGAAGGCGAUGCUAACUGGAAUUCCGUCGACUUCCCAUCGAAGGCAGUGGGGAGGCCUGAAACAUGCGCAUGCAGCCGCGACUGAAAAUGGGCUGGAGCUUGUCGGCGUCGAGUGGUUCACCGCGGAGCUCAAGUAG